Messenger RNA from Venturia canescens, 10048 nucleotides. Its product is annotated as dual specificity tyrosine-phosphorylation-regulated kinase 2-like. The record is from RefSeq and is a predicted model, not a curated record. Lineage: Eukaryota; Metazoa; Arthropoda; Insecta; Hymenoptera; Ichneumonidae. Gene Ontology annotation, molecular function: ATP binding; protein serine/threonine/tyrosine kinase activity; protein serine/threonine kinase activity. Gene Ontology annotation, cellular component: cytoskeleton; cytoplasm; nucleus. The coding region runs from base 2157 to 4403 and encodes 748 amino acids. Gene Ontology annotation, biological process: peptidyl-serine phosphorylation; peptidyl-threonine phosphorylation. The transcript is spliced from 2 exons.
GUGUGCAUAGCCAAUGUAUAGCUUUGGAAUUGAAAAUUCGAUCCGAGAAAAGAAAAACGCGUGUGCUCGUGAAUCCGUAAGACUUUAAUUAUUUACGCAAAGUGUGUGUCGUUCGUUGUGUUUAUGUAAUAAAAGAAAAACAAAGAAAAAUAUGUGUCGUAUCUCGUAUCAGGGACAAAAUUACAAGAGACUGUCGGGAUAAAUUUCACGGAGCACGCAAUUCUCUUUCUCCCGUGUGGAAUCGAAGAUUUCCAAUGGCAUUUAAUACGAGAGCGCAUAUCGUACAUAUAUAGAAUAUAUCGGAUGAGUAACAUAACAUUCGUUCGAUUUUAUUAUUCUUCAAGUGGUUUGACGCGUAAAAGUAACAAGUUUUUUAUCGUCAAUCCAACAUUUCAUACAAAAUACGUACACUUUAUCGAGUCUUACGCACGAAAUACUUCGAGUACUCGUAAUCGUUUGAUUUUAACCUCGCACAUGUCUCCUGUUUCGGCAAACUGACGCGCGUACAUAUUUACCCCCUCGAUAUUCUGUAAAAUUCUACUUGACGAAUGAUUCAUUCGUGCUAAAAUAAUUAAGUACACGGUAAAAAUUCGUGAAGAAUACUUCGAGUUUGUGCUGCUUAAAAAAAAAAAAAAAACAAAAAAACAAAAGAGAAUAACUCGCACUGAUCUCACUAUAGAUAUACACAUAUGUGUCUGUAUCUAUCUACAUAUAUAUAACGGAUCGUGGAUUAUAUCCAAAACAGCCAAGUGGCAAGUGGAAUUCUAUAGAUGCAUCGUGCAUCGGAAAAAUCACGCAAUCGUCGCACCACCUGCUGUGAAAGAUCACAUCGGACAAUUGACUGAGCUAGAAAAUUCUAAAUUUAAAAUAUUACAAAACAUAAUAAACGGAUCCGAAUUUUUUGGAUUUAACAUUAAAUUCGAAAAUAAAUUGACGUAUUCUUUGCCCAACACUGCCAAAAGAUUUGGCUGAGAUUCUAUUAAUUUUUUCAGAAAAAAAAGAGCAUUUGAAAUUUGAAAAAGAAGAAAUGCUUCACGCCGAGGCAUUAAUGAGGAAAAAAAAGCACAACUUUACCUGGAUUAAAAUGAACGAGAGGGCUGAAACUUCUGGAAGAGCGGUAAUAAGUAGAGAAGAGUGAGCAAUAAGAUAAAAGAGCUUGGCCCACCCGGAGUCAGGUGGAAAAAGAAAACCAAACGGCGAGCUGGUCUGGAAUAGCUCAUAAUGCGUUUGCCCUCGUGGUCUACCAACACGAUAGACUGUAAUAACAUUAGACGUUCGAAACCUCGCUCCAGAGUCAAAAGAAUACAGAGGACUAAGGAGAAAAUAGACGGAGAGUCGGAUGAGGACACAAAGUCGAAGAAGGAAUACUGUAGACAUUCGUGAGAGGAAAACUAGAAAAAGGAGAAACGACCGAGAUGAAUUCUGGCAGGCAAAAGCUGUUGUUGUUGUUGUUGUUGAAUAUAUAUACAAAUAAUACUCCGCACCAAUAGUCUUUGAAAAGCAAAAAAAGAAAAACGAGCCUCCGACGGACGUUUUUUUAUUAAAAAAGUUCCUCACAGCUUCUUUGUGCUUUGUCUGUCGCUCGACUUAGCCUAGAAGAGAGAGAAGAAAAGAUUCGAAGAGUAGUGUUGGCUCAGCGACGCAUAGGGCAUAAGCAGCGCAAAGAUCGACCGUCCGCUCUCUUCUCACAGAAUAUCUAGUCCGAAGCACGCCAUUAAUUGAGAAAUAUUCUAAAAUCCUUUUCAUCAAGGUGAUCCGGAGUUUCUUAACGGCAGAGAUAUCAAUCGUCAAAAUUGGCAGUCGUCAACUCGUCUAACAACAACGGCUCACGAAAAUAAUCUUGCAAAAAAGGCUGUUGGUCAUUUUCUCAGGCCGAUACAUCAAGACUGCUUUUUACUAAUAUUAUUUCGUAUUAUAAUAAAAAAUUAAAAGAGAAGAAUCCAGGGAAGAUAAGGAAAGCAGCGUGCAAAGGACCAAUGAAGAGAGUUCGAACGUUUGAAUCGGGUUCAACGGGCGGAGUGGUAUGCGGAGAGAGAAGAAUGAGAGAAAUGGAAACGGAAUUGGAGGAAAAAAGAAAUGAGUACUGGUACACAGGUUUGAGACAAGAAUCGAAGGGUGUGUGUUUCUUUGGAUAAAAGUGAAAAAGGGCGAUCGAGAUGCCCCUUUCAUUACCAAACGCGUUUGCCCCCAUGAGCACUUACACCACUCAGAAUUUCAUAUCGACCGGCGACAACAAUCAUUUGCCACCUCUGAAGGGUGGGAGCCUUCUGUUGAAACAAGUAGCGGGGGAAUCGCCGCCGAGUCAUCCGACCCGAUCGAGCCAUCCGCCUCCGGUGCUCUCCACUCAUUUGCCCAGUUUGAGUUCGAGCGUUAACAACAGCCUGCAAAACUUGACGAGCAAUUCCGAGGGUCCGAACCUGCAGCAUCCUCAACAGCAACAAAGUCUGAACUCGAGUCACGUCGUAUCGCAGCAACACGCGAAUCACAAUUCUCACUCUCAGGCAAACAGUCAGACGAACAGUCCACUCGUGAAAAAUGGACGGCUCGAUGCUCAACAGCAUUCCAACAGCAGCAGCGCCGGUGGCGGUGGCGGUAGCAGCGGAACUGCCAACGGAAGUGGAGCAGCCGGAAGCGGCGGAGCGGCCGGAAACAGCGGCAAAGUUAUUCCAAAGAUGGCCGUUACUCCGGAAAUCGUGAUGAAACUUUACAUGAACAAGUUGACGCAGUACGAGAGACACGAGAUAUACUCUUAUCCACAGAUUUACUUUAUAGGGGCCAACGCUAAAAAAAGGCCGGCCAGCUUCGGUCUACCGAACAAUCACAGUUACGAUAACGAGCAUGGCUCUUACACUCACACACCUCACGACCACGUCGCUUACAGAUACGAAGUAUUGAAAGUAAUCGGCAAAGGCUCCUUCGGCCAAGUCGUCAAGGCUUACGAUCACAAAAAUCACGAACACGUUGCCCUCAAAAUGGUUAGAAACGAGAGACGCUUCUCGCGCCAAGCACAAGAGGAAAUAAGAAUUCUUCGUAAUUUGCGGGAACAGGACAAGGACAAUACCAUGAAUAUUAUACACAUGUUCGACUCGUUUACCUUUCGCAAUCAUAUGUGCAUCACCUUCGAGCUUCUCAGUAUAAAUCUCUAUGAACUCAUCAAGAAGAACAAGUUUCAGGGAUUUAGUCUACAGCUCGUUAGAAAGUUUGCUCAUUCCUUGUUGCUCUGCUUGGAUGCCUUGUACAAGAACAAAAUUAUCCACUGCGACAUGAAACCGGAAAACGUUCUUCUCAAGCAACAGGGUCGAAGUGGCAUCAAGGUGAUAGAUUUUGGUUCGAGCUGUUACGAGUCUCAGCGGGUGUACACGUACAUCCAGAGUAGAUUUUACCGUGCUCCGGAGGUGAUAUUGGGUGCGCGUUUCGGGAUGCCAAUCGACAUGUGGAGUCUCGGUUGCAUAUUGGCGGAGUUAUUGACAGGAUUUCCAUUACUGCCGGGAGAGGACGAGGCGGAUCAAUUGUCUUGCAUAAUCGAGUUGCUCGGUAUGCCGCCAAGGAAGUUGAUCGAGAGUGCGGACAGAUCGCGACAUUUCUUCAGUUCGAAGGGUCAUCCGAGGUAUUGCAAAGCAACGACAAUCGCGAGUGGUUCGACGGUGUUGUUGGGGGGAGUUUCGAGGCGAGGAAAAUUCCGAGGGCCGCCGGGUUCGAAAGUGCUCAAAGACGCGUUGAAAGGUUGCGAGGAUCCGUUGUUUUUAGAUUUCAUAAAGAGAUGUUUGCAGUGGGAUCCGGAGCGUCGUAUGACGCCGAGCAAGGCGUUGCGUCACGCUUGGCUCAGAAGAAGACUGCCGAGACCGCCGGAUCACCCGGACAAGCCGGACAGCUCCUCAUCGGUCGUUUGCAACGCCGGUUGCGUCAUGAGCUCUUCAGUGCACGUACCGGCGGGGAGCGCAGUUUCCUCGGCGACCAGUCGAAUAAGCUCGACCAAAGGGAGCAUUGGAACCGCGACAGCGAUCCCCUCGAGCACCGUUGGCAAUGGCGCAGUCUCCAGUUCAACGAAUGCCUCCGCUUGCCGCUUUCCUACCACGCUCAAUUCGCAAACGCGGCACUCCCUACUGCUGCAGCAGCAGCAGCAGCAGCAGCAGCAACAGACCGCCCCAACGGUGCCUCAUCAAAACUCUGCUUCGACUACGUCCACGAAUCAACCAUCCUCUCUGCCUUCUUCUAUAAAUCAUCAACAAUCCGCCACUAGUUCAGCGGGCAGCGCCACCUUGCAACACAAUAAUUCACUCCAUUCGCACAACGGAGGAUCUCAUGGCUCUUUGCACGACUCCCACGGUCGCAGCUCUCACGGCUCCUCCGGGCUUUCCAGCCGUUUCAAAAAACAGGAGAGCUCCGGCGACUCGUGGCGGUAAGUUUUGACCUGCCCGUGUCUAUGCGUACGCGAGCGUGUGUGUGGGCGAGCUCUUACGCUUGAAAAUUGGGGCCGCUCAAUUUAUUCGAAAAAUGCCAUUAAGCAAGAGCAGAUGAAACAUUUCUGACAGAAAUUCAUUGCGAUCUUUCGUCGGUUCACUCAAUCAUGGACAUUUCGUGAUUUUAUUUCUUUUAUUGCUUCCUCAAUUUACGAAAACAAUUCCUUUUGCCCUUGCUUAAGUUUUCUUAUGUAAAAACAUCAAUUUUCUGUCAACAAACGAAACGUCAAACGAAAGUGGAAAUUUAAGCCUUUUUUGUUGACAGACAAAUUGUGUUGAGUUGUGUUGACAAAUUGUGACCCCGUUGAGUCACAAUUUUGAGUGAGAAAAAAAGUCGUUUCUGAGCUCGAAUGCACCUGACGAAAUAAAUUUUUUACCGCCCACGCUGGUGAGUCGGAAGAGAGUUUUUUCGACAGGUCGAUCAAACUCGAUAAAUAAUUAUUUGUUUUCUAUCUCCCGCAUGAUAAAAAAAAGUCGUACAAAGUGCGUUAAGAUUUGUCGAAAAAAUUCGCAGGCGAUACAGCAAAAUAAUUAUUUUGUUCUUUACGAGGAAAAACCAAGUUUUCCUUACGAAACAUAGUCGAUAUUGUUUUAUUUGAAAAAAAAAAAAAAAGGCAUUUGACGAAUGAAAGAGCGAACCAAUCCUCGGCUCGUUACUUCUCGUACGAGUUUACAAGCCGAUAUUCGUAAACAUUGAAACGAGUAAAGAGCGACGAUGAGGCGAAGCGAAGAAAGCUGGACAUUCUGAGGAAAAUGUAGCCAAAGCUAAUGUCCAUCGACGAAUGAAAAUUCGAUGAAAAGCAAACCACACGCGGGCACCCGCAUUCACGAAACUUAAUCAAUAUAGUUGAAGAAAAAAACAACAACUUCAGUAGGUAAUAGUAAUAUAGCUCGUGAUACGGAACAGGAUGUCUUGUGAUAUGAAACUUGGGCGUAUACUAUAGGGGUUUAUAUUAUAUAAUAGAAUAUAUGAAAAUAAUUAUUUUAUCGCGCUAAUGAAAAAAAUGUAAAUGCUAACAAAUGAAAAAAAAAAAGAAAUAAGAGAAAGAGGGGAAAAAACAAAAAGUGAAAAACAUUUAGCAUUUAAGAUCUGUCCGUUGAGUCGUAGCUAAUUGCUAUGUUAUGCCGCAUUAUAUAUUAACGAGGAGAACUUAAAUGAAGGACGCUAAAGGCGCGCAACGAGGAGUGGAAUUGUUGUAAGAGCGUGAUAAAUUUUAUCGUCUCCCCAGCUUUUAUUUACUCGAGACGAAACUUACUCUUCGCAUUCAUCCACACACACGCGCGCGCGCUCCCAAAAGUCCUUUCGCAAAUUUGAAGUAAUUUCUUAAACUCCCCCAGGCGACGAAUCGGAUCGAUAUGAUUUUGCCAUUUUAUUAUUAUUGCAUCGAUUCUCUCGAGACGCGAAUUUUUUUGUAUGUUUUUUGUAUGUCCAUUUCGUUCCAAUUCUUAGGCAUUUUAAUUAUUUUUACCAAUUUUUAUGGGCAGAAAAUUUAAAUGACUUCGUAACGUGCACUUUUUGCAUGAAUACGUGCUUUAGUUUGUUGAAUUGGAAUCUUUCAAAAAGUUAUGUUUGCAUUUCCUUCUAAUCAGGGCCAAAAAUCGUUCUAAGCUUUUGCAUCCUCCUCCGAUUAGAUCACUGCCUGAGGCAUGGAAAAAGUAACGCCUCGAUCGACACAUCACCUAUUUUAGAGGUUGCAUUUUUUUAGAAUUAUUCUUGACAAAAACUAGAAUAAAAUUAUUGAUUGAAUUUUUACCAGUUGGCUAAAAGAAUAAAUCGAAGGUUUUCGCACGGUUUUCAUGUGAAAGACCAUCGAUGUUUAAAGCUUUUAAUCAUUUCUACAAUUUACGUGAUUUCAGUUUCUUUCACGUAAACGUGAAUAUUCAAUUAUGGGAAAUUAAAAUUUUUGGCGUUUGCGUGUCCAACCUCUUCACUGGGAGGCCAAACUGUCAAAAAUAUUGCUGAUUGAGGUACUGAUAAAACAAGAAAAAAAAUAUGGACGAUAAAUCACGAUUUUUCGUGGAAAUCCUUUCAUUCCUCCUCGACAGGAAUUCAAAAUUUUUUAACCGUUCAGAGUGUGCCAUGAAAAGGCUGCGCAGGGAGAUUCUAAACUUUGUUUUUCUGUUAAUUUUUCAUUGUUUCCUCAUUGACUGUUGAUAUUUUAUUCCAAAUUUUUAACAUUUGAUUCAAAUAUCUUUUCCAGUUUCUAGAUCAUAAAAACGUUUGUAAUUGGACGUUGAACCAUCGCGGUAUUCAUUGCUGAGCAAUGUAAUUCUGAUGACAAAAGUGCUUUUGGAUGUUCAAGGUCAUCCAGUCCUGUAAAUUUUGAAAAAUGGACUUUAGUCUUCAAAAUUACAGCUUUAGAAUUGUAAAAGUUUUUUGCACCUUGAAACAGCAUUUUCGGGCCAUAACAGACCACCAGAAAUGCCCUCCUGACCCUCGAACCGUCGACCAGUGAAGGGGCUCAUCAAUGAACUCGUAAUUUUUACUUCUUUCCCGGUGUUGCAUGCACUUUUUACUAUUUAUCUUAUAAAUGUUAAUACUCACUUUUUAUUUCCAACAAAAGUAAAAAAAUAUUUUUCAUCACAGUCGCAGGCCACCCCCGCGUGUCGCGUUUGUGUGUGAGUGUGUACAUAUUACAGAAAUUCCUCAUUCAUAAUCACUGCCUACUUAUUUCAUAAAUUCUCUCGGUAAAUAGAUGACAGAUAAAAAGCGUAAGACGAGACAAGCGAAUUUGAGAUUUUGUUGUUCCUCGUGAUCGAGGAUGAGUAAUUUGUAUUAGUGAUCGAGAUUAAUAAUUGUGUGUCGCGAAAAAUUAUUUUUGCGUUUUGUGUCUCGAGAGUUGACGAACUUGCGUUCUGUGCUCGCAUCGGAAAGUCUCCGAUCGAGGAGAAAUUGUGUGUAUAAUAAUUUUAAUGGAAAUGCUCGCUUGGCUACAGAGGAAGCGAGAGAGCUAAUCAUUUUUGAAUUGAUAAUUUUUAAACGAUUGCACGAUACAUAAGGAGACCUUUUAUAUGAAUUUGUACUGCUGCGCCGAGCAGCACGCGCACGGCCCCAUCAGCAUUAAUUAUUCUACAUUCGAAAGUUUUUAAAAAUGUGUGUGAAAAGAGAGCACGAUUAUUGGCAAAUGCGUAUGGUGAUUCGUUAUUUCGUGUAUUCUGUAAAUGACUAGACGCGAGACACACGAGAUCGAUGGCUUUUCGAGUUUAAAACACUAUAUAUAUUAUCCUUUAAAAUUCAGUUGGUUAGUCGGUAACAAGGUUAUCGGCAAAGUCCCGCACGAACGCCCUCUAUAACGAACGGCAACGUCACAGUUCCGUGAGAAAUGGCCGCAGGUUUGGAAACGUUUCUCCUCCGGAAAGACACAACCGAUUGGGAUGCGAAGAGGUUAGCUCACUCCUGUCAAUUUUUGCACUCAGUAAUUCCGACGAUUGAUUGUGAAGUUUCGGAGAGCCUGAAAGGACAUUUUGCUAAGCUAUCUUUAAGUUCCGAAACUAAUAUUUCACGUCAGUAACCGAAAUUUUGUGAUCAAUGUUUUUUCGAACGAAUUUAUUGAACUGGACGGAAUUCAGCUCGGCCCGCGUUAAGGAAGAAAUUUUCGAAAACAAUUGGAAACGCUAUCGCUCCGGUAAAGAAAUCUACUGGAAAUCGAAAAUUCCAACUUCAAGAAUCAAGAGACGCGGUAGCGGCUCGACGCCAAGUAUUAAAAGGAAAAACUGCAGCGCAAAAGAAAAGCCAGUUGAAAUAUACACCGUGCAUCUAUUCCCAUAAUUAUUAUAUUUCGAAAAACAAUUUCGAAGAAAUUGAUAAAUUGCGAAAAUCAAUUUUAAUCGUUUCUUUGAUCAUCAAAAGAGCAAAACAGCUCAGUUUUAUGAAUCACAAGUGAUCUUGCUUAAAUUUUCCAAAAAAUUGCUACCACUCUACAAAAAUCUGGAAUCACGGUAGCGAGACUCGAGACAAGUACAUUUUUCAGAGCGAGUUCGCAUUCGGAGACUUUACAGGAGUCGCCGCGUUCAAUAGUUUCACCAUCAACAAUUCGAAACGGAAUCGAAGAUUGUAUCGCAGUUAUGGAGGUUAAAUUCAGUGCAACUUAACUCAGUUACUUCGUUCUUUAGCGCCCUCGAUAAUUGAAUCAACAACUGGGUCAAAAAUAGAGAAAAAAAAACAAAUAAUAAAUCCGUCAAUAAUUGAAGUUUUAAUGUUUCCACAAUUUAUAAUAUUUGAUGAUUUUUGUGUUACGUAAAAUACGUAAGUAACGUUUUAUUAAUUCAAACGGAUUUUUGAAAGAACGUUUCGUGUACUUAUUGUCGAAGAAUAUUUGAAAAACCUGAUUCUUGUACGUGGAUAUCGUAACGUUUCAAGAGAACGACGCUGAAGUUUCCAACGUUCGAGUUCAACGAAAUGAACGAAAAAAAACAUUUGUAAUUCACCAAUUUUUUAUUUCACGAGUCGUUGGUGCAGCUUGAAAAACUGCGAAUCGCAAAUUUGGCAGGGAACAAAAUAGGAGAAUUACUGGAAUUAUUGGAGAGUUUUUUUCGAUCAUUUCGUUGGACUCCAACGUUGGAAACUUAAGCAUCAUUCAAGAGAAAUAAUGUACGUGAAAUGGGAAAAUAUGCCGAAAACCUUUUUACAGUCUAUUCCGAUAAAAACAAGAUAGGCACACGCGUUUGAGAAUGUGUGUUAUUAAUAUUUCGAGCCAUGCAAGACUGAGAUCCGCCAAGGUCAACGAAAAAAGUCAUUUUGGUGUGUUCUUUCACUUCCUUAUGCGCGCGCGCGCUCUCCGAUACUUCGAGUUUACGAAAAUUCGAUUGAAUCGAAAGAGGACAGAGCGACGCCUUGAUAUACCGUGAUUCGUUUAGUUUUAAAGACAAUAGUGAAUAUAAGUUUCUUUCUUUUUCUUCCCCCGAUGUGUGUGUGUGGGUGUGUGUAUUUUCGAUAAUUCAGUGAUUUCGUCGGCUAGCUUCGUGUGGAGUAGUGCCACGAUUUUUGUGUAAUUCACGAGUGAUAAACCGAUGUAUAGAGAAGAAGUUGAAUAAAAAGAAAGAACGAAGAUCGAGCGAUGUAUGUAAAGCCCCGUGAAAGUGUUUCGUUCGUCGACAAUUAUAUACACACGUAAUAAUAAUAAUAAUACAUAUAUGAAUAUAUUUAUGUAAGCGACGCCGCGAUGGAAAGUUUGAUCUCUUAUGCUAGUGCAUUAAAGAUACAUACGAGCAGUAUAGUAGGACGAAAAUGAAGAAGAUAAACAAAAUGUAAUAACGAUCAUAAGAAUAGGGUAAGCACGAUUCUCAUUUGGAGACAAAACGCGAAUAACGAAAUUCCUUCAGAGGCGUUUUGCGCGUAUAAAAUGCUGUGUAUUACUACGGGAGAGAAAUAAAAAAUAGUUAUUGGUACGAAUGCUGAAUACCAUGUCAAUACACACAUUUGUAAUACAGAUCGAAAGAAGAUGAAAACGAAAAAGCACGAAAAUUGUAAUGUUUGUUGCUAUCUAUACUCAGUCACUGGGAACGCGUGUGCGAAUCUGAUUUUUUUUUGUCAAGUGCUCCUAUACAUACAUAUUGUUUAAGGAAUGAAUAAAUGCUGCUUAUUCACA